GAGUAGGGUUACCAAAUUUCACAACUAGUUCAUUCUUGUUGUCACCUCGCGUGUUGGAUGUAGCCUGUAAAGUCAACAUGUGGCUUUGGAUGUACGUAGCGUUUUUAUGCGCGGUUUUAUCAGUCAGUAAAGCCAGUUUAGGGCAUGCAUGCGAUUAUGAAAUAUAUAAAUGCGGCGCCUGGGCUUCAGGAGAUAUACAGAUAGGUAUGCUCAGCUCCUGUUUUUCUAAAGUGGAGAAUUUAUAUUCUCGAGGAACUCCAGAUAUAUACAACUGCUCAGAAUUUAAUCUUGUAUCAUUUGUACGAAUGCUUGCUGUCAUCUACACCAUUGAAACCAUCAAUAACUCCAGUUUCCUCCCUGGGGUACAACUUGGUUAUCAUAUCUGUGACACUUGCUGUCAUGCUUCGAAAGCCAUACAGACCACAGAGCACCUGCUGGAAUUUAAUAACACUGGUCCUGGGCAGUGUGAGCUUAAACAAAACCCCAAAGUAAAGGCGAUUAUUGGAGCGCGAUACUCGGAGGUGUCGAUCAGUGUGGCGCGCUUUCUGAGCCUCUACAUGGUGCCGCAGAUCAGUGCAAGUUCGUCUGCAGAAGCACUAAGUGACCGUCUGCGGUAUCCUUCCUUCCUCCGGACCAUACCCAGUGAUGUCCACCAGAUGAAAGCCUUGGCCAAACUCAUGUCCCGAUUUGACUGGGAUUGGGUUGGUCUCAUUCACAGCGAUGAUGAAUAUGGCAAAAGCGCUCUGCAAGGCUUCCUGGACAAUGCUGAAAAGGAGAAUGUUUGUACCGCCUUUAUAGAAACAUUGCCUUACUACCUAGAUCAUAAGAACAUUGAUAUCAUGAUCCAAAAAGUGGUCCAAACCAUCCAAAACUCCACAGCAAAAGUCGUGUUAGUCAUCUUAAGAGAAGAGCUAGUGCACAAACUCUUCAUCGAGGUGAUCAGACAGAACAUAUCACGCACUUGGAUAGCCAGCGACGCCUGGUCGGUGUCGUAUAAUAUCAGUCACAUGAACGGCAUCAACAACAUCGGAGAUGUAUUUGGAUUCAGUUUUAUUACAGGCCCUAACCCUGGGUUUGAAGAGUAUCUGCAAAAUCUUGCAAUCACCCCGGGGACUGAGAAUGUAUUCAUAGAAAAAUACCGAAAGUUUGGAAACGACAAAGACUUCUUAACAAAAGUAGUGGAUACCACGCAGGCUUAUGCUGACCGAUUGGCCGUGCUCUCGAUUGCUCAUUCCCUGAAGAAGAUUUUAAAAUGUAACCAAACUGCCUGUCCAGGGAACAAAGACUUCCCCCCAUAUGAGCUUCUCAAUGAACUAAAGCAGGUCAAUUUUACUUUGGACAAUCGAACAUUUUACUUUAAUGAGUCUGGAGAUUUUGUCAACGGUUAUGAUUUGAUGAACUGGGUGCAGAAUAAGUCUAAUGGAAACAGAUAUCUUAAAGUUGUUGGAGGAUAUAACCUGGAGCAGGGACAAAUUAUUAUUGAUAAAAAUAUCCAAUGGUAUAAUUCAAAUUCAAAUGAGGUACCAACUUCAAUAUGCUCUGAUGCCUGCCCUCCUGGCAAAGCAAAAAAACUUUUAAAGCCAUCCUGCUGUCAUGAAUGCAUAGACUGUUUAGAGGGCACUUACUCCAAUAAUUCAAAUCUUCAAAAUUGCCUUCCGUGCCAAAACGGGACAUGGUCGCUAAAAGGAUGGACGCACUGUAUAGAAAAGAAAGAAGUCUACUGGACCUGGGAUGGACCACGAGCCAUCGUUUUUCUAGUGUUUGACGUGGGAGCAUUUCUCCUUUUGUUUAUAAAUCUGAUUAUCUACUUGGUGUUUCGUGAGAGUCCCGUUAUCAAACAGGCUGGAGGCUCCAUUUAUCUUCUCAUCAUGGUGGGAUUAGCAUUAAGCAAUAUCAGUCUCAUAAUCUUCUUCGGCAAACCCAAUGUCCACAAGUGUAGGGUACGCCAGGUCCUGUACGGCUUGGGCUUUUCCCUUACCGUCUCAUGUAUCCUGGUAAAAGCCUUGCGUACAUUUGUAGCAUUCCUCCCUCGACACCGGCAACACAGUGUCAAGAAAUUCUACAAGCCUCCCAUUAUUAUUGGCUCUGGUAUCUUCAUUCAGGCCCUCAUUUGCAUCUUUUGGCUAAUUUUUGAUUCUCCUUCGGUGGAGUUCCUGACGUCUAAUGACAGCAUGGAGAUCACAGUGCAGUGUGUAGAAGGCUCUGGCAUGGGAUUUGGCUUCAUGCUUUGUUACAUCGCCCUGCUCGCACUCGUCUGUUUUAUUCUGGCAUUUAAAGGUCGAAAAGUUCCUCAGCGCUUCAAUGAAACCGGGCACAUUAUCCUCAGCAUGCUGAUAUACCUGUUUGUAUGGGCGUGCUUCACUCCAAUAUACGUUGCGAAGUUCGUAGAGCGCUACUCCAUUCAGGCUGCAGCUAUCUUGGUUUCGACUUACGGAAUCAUCUUUUGUCACUUCGCCCCCAAGUGGUACAUGGCCCUUUGCAAAAAGAAGGACGAGGUCACUCAGGAGGCCUAUAUCGCACGAGCGUGCAACACCAGACCAUCGGUCGUCUCCAUUCUUUCUAAUUCUUCAUGGUUCGGGUUGCUAAGUUCUGAAACAGGACUCUCAGCUUCACAGACCAGCAUGAACUCAAAUGAUUCUGGAAUUUGCUUCACAAUUAACACAAAUAAAUCCAACCCUCAGCAGAUCACACGGAAAAGGUUGCGCAGAAGGUCUGUUUAAACGACGGAGAAAAGAACUCUGCACCUAGGAGUAUUAUUAUUGUUGCAGUAUAUAAGUAUUCUGCGUCCAUGAAACGUUUACAUAUUACAUAUUUACAACCUUGUUGUAGCACUGAGCAAUAAAAUAGUCAUU
Messenger RNA from Clarias gariepinus (North African catfish), 2852 nucleotides. RefSeq names its product G-protein coupled receptor family C group 6 member A. Lineage: Eukaryota; Metazoa; Chordata; Actinopteri; Siluriformes; Clariidae. Gene Ontology annotation, molecular function: G protein-coupled receptor activity. The transcript is spliced from 6 exons. Bases 78 to 2720 code for a protein of 880 amino acids. Gene Ontology annotation, cellular component: membrane. Gene Ontology annotation, biological process: G protein-coupled receptor signaling pathway. The record is from RefSeq and is a predicted model, not a curated record.